GGGCCGGGGGCGGGGCCGCUGGCGGCGACAGCAGCCUCACGUGACCGGCCAGCGCCGACUCGGUCCUCACUCUGGUAUCGGACCCACUGUCGCUCUCUCCCUUCUCAGCGGCUAUACCUGCUCCCGGUGGCCCUGAGGGUGUGCGGGCCAGGGGCGGCCCGAGCAGGAGGCGGCGGGGGAGCAGGUCUGCGGGGCUAAGUGUCGCGGCGGCGCACCUCGCGGCGAGAAUCGGGAGGAGCAGGACACUGCGAGGAUAGGCCCAGGAGUAAUGGAGUCCAAAGAGGAACAAGUGGUGAAAAAGCUCAACAUGGAAAGUGCCAACCCAGAAAACGAAGAAAAGGAUGAAAAGGAGCAAGAUGCUAAUAAAGGGAAGCCCUUGGCCCUCCCUCUGGGAGCUGGUGAAUACUGUGUCCCUAGAGGAAAUCGUAGGCGAUUCCGUGUUAGGCAGCCCAUCCUGCAGUAUAGAUGGGAGGUAAUGCAUAGGCUUGGAGAGCCACAGGCAAGGAUGAGGGAAGAGAACAUGGAGAGGAUCGGGGAGGAGAUGAGACAGCUGAUGGAAAAGCUGAGGGAAAAGCAGCUGAGUCAUAGUCUGCGGGCAGUUAGCACUGACCCCCCUCACCAUGACCACCAUGAUGAGUUUUGCCUUAUGCCCUGAAUCCGAUGUUUUCCCUGAAGUUAAUAGGGAGACCCCUGCUUCCUAAACUUGCAUAUUUGUGAUGUACCUUUGUUGUAAACCUUUUGAUGUUACUCGUUUCAUGUGGGUCUCCUAUUACCAGCUUCUAAUUGAAUGUUGUGUUUUUGAUCCAGUUUGUAAGUUUCUGUCAGCAGGGGAGUUUUACCUAUUGCAUGGAAAGAUACCCAUUAUAUAUUGUGAAGUUAAUAAAGCAGUUUAAAAAAGCA
Messenger RNA from Propithecus coquereli (Coquerel's sifaka), 900 nucleotides. RefSeq names its product protein BEX1-like. Gene Ontology annotation, molecular function: signaling receptor binding. Gene Ontology annotation, biological process: signal transduction. Lineage: Eukaryota; Metazoa; Chordata; Mammalia; Primates; Indriidae. The transcript has 3 exons. The record is from RefSeq and is a predicted model, not a curated record. Bases 269 to 655 code for a protein of 128 amino acids. Gene Ontology annotation, cellular component: nucleus; cytoplasm.